CCUUGGUGCCAGCCAUGCCCGCGUAUCAAGGCAUCGUUCUAUGAUCCCAUGGCUCACAACUCUGCGAAGCACAACAUUAAGCCAAUAAUGAUAAGGCGUCCGCCAACAAUUGUUUGCUACAUUUGUGGUCGUGAAUAUGGAACAAAAUCUAUCAGCAUCCAUGAGCCACAAUGCUUGAAAAAAUGGCAUAAUGAAAACAACUUGCUGCCUAAAGAGUUAAGGAGACCAGAACCUAAGAAACCAGAGGUCAGGACCAUAACUGCCAAAGGUUUCUAUGAUCUCGAUGCCUUAAACGAAGCUGCUUGGACAAGCACCCAGAGCCAGUUGGUUCCCUGUAAUAUUUGUGGGCGUACCUUCCUGCCAGACAGCCUGAUUGUUCAUCAACGAUCUUGUAAACCCAAAGCUGCCAAGUAAAGCCCUUUUCUCUCUA
Propithecus coquereli (Coquerel's sifaka) is the source of this 430-nucleotide messenger RNA. It is a transcript of the gene ZNF475, whose product is annotated as zinc finger protein 474. Lineage: Eukaryota; Metazoa; Chordata; Mammalia; Primates; Indriidae. The record is from RefSeq and is a predicted model, not a curated record. The transcript is spliced from 3 exons. The coding region runs from base 49 to 414 and encodes 121 amino acids.